Molecule: messenger RNA, 5592 nt
Organism: Larimichthys crocea (large yellow croaker)
Lineage: Eukaryota; Metazoa; Chordata; Actinopteri; Sciaenidae
Gene: dusp10
Product: dual specificity phosphatase 10
Exons: 4
Coding region: 400-1818 (472 amino acids)
Biological process (GO): peptidyl-tyrosine dephosphorylation; negative regulation of JUN kinase activity
Cellular component (GO): cytoplasm; cytosol
Molecular function (GO): MAP kinase tyrosine phosphatase activity; MAP kinase tyrosine/serine/threonine phosphatase activity; protein tyrosine/threonine phosphatase activity
Source: RefSeq, a predicted model, not a curated record
GACAGGCAAAAAUCCCUCCCAUCAAAACAGGGGGGGCCGGACCUCACUGUACAAAAAGGGAUCAAAUUUAAUAUUAAUGAAGUCGCGCAUUGGCUCCCAGCUCGCGUCAAUCCCGCUGCGCAACUUCUGUAGGCUGGCAGAAUAAAUUCAAUAUUAUUUCUAAGGAGGAGGAGGGAGAGAGAAAGAGAGAGAGAGAGAGAGAGAGAGAGCAGGGUAAAAGUACUAAAAAAAAAAAAUGUUGCCGCUCCACAACAUCGGGACGGACUGAAUGGAGGCUGACAGCGAGCGGAGAUAAUAAAUCCGGCUACAGUGAACCGCGACACACACCGGUAAGCGAGGCGAGGAGAUACAAGAGCGGCUUGUUGACUUCUCCGUAAACGUCCAGCCCUCGGCCUCCCCAUGCCUCCAUCUCCCCUCGACGACAGAAUUGUGGUGGCGCUGCCAAGGCCGAUCCGACCUCAGGAACUCCAACUGCGCCUGGACACCAGCUACCUGGACUCCAUCUCCACCAGCAGCGGCAGCAAGACAGUCAUCAGCGCCACCGUGGUGAAGAUCCGGGCGACGGCCAAUCUUGUAACGUAUAUGCCCUCAUCCAAGGGCUCCACGCGCUCGUUGUCGUGUGGAUGCAGCAGUGCCAGCUGCUGCUCUGUGACUACCUAUGAGAAGGACAGCCAGAGCCUCAGCCACAGCCAGGUGAGCGCCAGCAGCCCCAACCUCAGCUAUGCCGGGCCCCCCACCCCUAUGGUCAGCAACCAUGAAGCAUUAAGCGCCCCGAGUCUCACCCCGGGCACCCCGAAGGCCCUGUCAGCGUUGAGGGUCAUCCACCCAAAUGAGCUGGCCAAACGGAUGACCUGCUGCCCCAUGGGACAUCCUGUAGGGCCCGUGCCGGUCAUCAUCGACUGCAGGCCCUUCAUGGAGUACAACAAGAGCCACAUCCGGGGGGCCGUGCACAUCAACUGCUCCGACAAGAUCAGCCGGCGGCGGCUGCAGCAGGGCAAGAUCACUGUGCUGGACCUCAUCUCCUGCCGCGAGGGCAAGGACUCUUAUAAGGGCAUCUUCUCCAAAGAGAUUGUGGUUUACGACGAGAGCACCACGGACCCCAACAGGCUGACGUUCUCUCAGCCGCUGCAUGUGGUCCUGGAGUCACUGAGGAGGGAGGGCAAGGACCCCAUCAUCCUCAAAGGAGGCCUUAGCUGCUUCAGACAGAGCCACGAGAACCUGUGCGAGCACUCGCUGCACCUUCACGAGGGCUUGGACACCGGUGCAGCUGCUGGCCUGACGGGGUCGCUACCUCACUCCCUGCCCUCUACCCCGGACAUAGAGAACGCAGAGCUGACACCAAUCCUGCCCUUCCUCUACCUGGGGAACGAGCACGACGCUCAGGACAUCAACCUGCUGCAGCGCUACAACAUCGGCUACAUCCUCAAUGUGACCACCCACCUGCCGCUCUACCACUACGACACGGGCCUCUUUGUCUACAAGCGCCUCCCCGCCACAGACAGCAACAAGCAGAACCUGCGACAGUACUUCGAAGAGGCGUUUGAAUUCAUCGAGGAAGCACAUCAAGCAGGUAUGGGCCUUCUGAUCCACUGCCAGGCAGGCGUGUCUCGUUCAGCCACCAUCGUGAUCGCCUACCUGAUGAAGCACACCUGGAUGACCAUGACAGACGCCUACAAGUUUGUCAAAACCAGGAGGCCCAUCAUCUCCCCGAACCUCAACUUCAUGGGCCAGCUGUUGGAGUUCGAGGAGGACCUCAACAACGGAAUAACGCCACGAAUCCUCACGCCAAAGCUGAUUGGUGUUGAAACCGUUGUUUAAAAAAAAAAAGACUUUGACGCUCACACUCGUAACUCACUCUCACUGUUGUUUUUUUCAAGAGAGACCGGCUGCCUCUGUAAGCCGGGUUUUGUGGAGCGCGUGAGAGCCGCUGUAUUUCUUCUUGAAUCUCCUCAUGCUCAUCUUGGACUCUCUAGAGUGCCAAAGCUCUGGGUCAGCGGUGAUGAGAAAUGCCAAAAAUCCCUACUGUUUGGACCUGGCCGAAGUCCCGGAGGAGAAGACGUGUUAGAGCGAUAGAGAUAGAAGGAUUUAUAGAGAGAGAGAGAGAGAGAUGGGAGGCGGUCAGUGGGAAGCUUUCCAUUUGUGACCGCAGAGGAGCAAACAUGAGGGAAAAGAUACUCUAUGUGCUUAGGGGCAAUUACUGAGGAAAGAAACUCUUAAAGCUCACACUGUGGCACACACUUUAUGUUUGCAGACUCAGGCGGGGUUGGCCACGGCAGUGCCUGUCAAACAAAAAAAAAAGACGAAAAAAAAUAUAACACAGAAAACAAACAAACAAAAAAAAACAGAUAAAGACUUGUUUGGUGUGUUAAUGUUGUUGUUCUAUUUUUAUACAGGGGGGUUUAUGGGGGGGUGACCAUGACGAGCCCACGGCGGCUUACUGUGCAAUAAUUUCAGAGUGGAAUGCAACUGAGACCUUAUGAUCUUAUGUGUAUAUAUCGGUGAUGAUGACGAUUACGAAAAACAUUUCCAGCUCUUUGCUGAAAUGCCAUUUUUGAUGUUGAUGUAAUUACCUGUCGUUCAGUUCUAUAUGUUCAUGGUGCGCACAGUUCAUGCUGUAAUAUUUGACGCAGAUGUGUAUACAAAAAAAAAAAAGCGGGGUUUUAUUUUUGGAGUGCAGCUUGUUGGUUUAUGUCCGUCGUCAAAUUUUCGUGUGUUUGCUUCUUCGUUUUUUUGCCAUUCCUGCAUCCACAUAUGCAUAUAUUUUAGCAAUAUAUAUAUAUAUAUAUAUAUAUAUAUAUAUUUUACCAGACAGCCAUAAGAGUUAGUUUUUUUCAGACACGGCUGCUGGCAGAGGAAAGAACACUUUGAAAUAAUCAGUGAAUAUUGUAACACAGGGCUACUGGUGAUGUUUAAUGUAACAGAACGGAGGAAUUUCACUGCCUACUUCUGUUGUCUCCUCUGUUCUUUUUGCUCCCAUUCAUCCAUGAGCCAGCUCUGUUUUUAAAUGCACUCUACUGUGUCCCUAUGUAGCUUACAUGUAUGUGUGUGUGAGUGUGUGUGUGUGUGUCAGUCCGUUGUAAAGUAGCAGAGUUGAGGUACAGACCUCAAACUAAAACAUUCAGUUCCUCCCGUGGGUGCAGUGUGACGUUGGCGGCGGUGGUGGUGCAGGAAAAGCAGUGUGACCCUUUGUCUAAUCUCUUGCAACUCCCCUGUCGCUGACACUAAGCUACAGUUAAGUGAGCUCUCCUGCCUUUUGCAUAGGCAAGCGCUGCUGUCACGUGCUGUUCUAGUGCCUCUAUCGAUGCCUUAAUUUCAUGUGUCGCCACCGGGGCCUGCGCGUGGUACAGUACACGCAUCACGUGCAGGCGAACGUAGAAGAAAGAGGUUGAAUCCACCCCGGACGAAAGCCUCCUCUCGGCCUCUUGUUUAAUUUUUUCAAAGAUUAUUUCUGCUGUUUCUGAUUCAUGUGCAGGAUUUCAGAGAAUUGCAUCCAGAGAUGCUACAAAAAGCCUUGAGGUGAAAAUGUUUCCUUAUGUAACUCUGAGCUUGUGAUGCUAGAAUCUGAACACCAGUGAAUUGUAAAUCAACUCUGCACUAAACAGUAGUGUAGCAAAGAGCAUAUGCACGCACACAGUUUACCUUCAUCCCACCGUUGACUCAUAUCACAACAAUUACAUGGAGUUAGAUGUAAAGAGGAAGAAAAAAAAAAACGCUAGCGCUGCUUUUUCAUCGCAGAUUUUUGCGUUUUCAGCCGCGUCGGUUUUUGACGGUUUAAGUUCUAUAAUUAUAAAAAGGGAAAUUUCUCAGUAGCCAAGUGGGAUGCAUGUGUUUUAAGGUGUAGCUCGCUCACCUUUUCAACCACUUGUACAACACGUAGCACACGUUAAGAAAAAAAAAAAGACUAUAUCUUGUGCGCAUGACCAUGAGCUUUUAAACUAAACUUGAGUCGUCGUCUGAAAGUCUUGAAUCUCCCCCCCUCCAAAAGAUAAUUUUCUUUUUUCCAAACUAAGAAAAGUAUCUUUGUUUUCAGAUCACACAGCUGCACAUCUUUGAUCGGAUUGGUUUUGAUUUGAUAAACCCAAGGGCUCAAAGUUUCCGCACACAUAAAAGAGCAUGUAGACCUUUGACUCGAGUUUAAAACACAGAAAUUCAGACCAAAAAAAAGUUCGAGCUAACUUGACGCAGCCUCCUCGCAGAGUGCGGUUUCUGUUUCUGUCACUGUUCAUUUGCUCUUCUGGUUUGUGUUCAGCUCUCCAUUGUUUGCAUGAAAAUAAAAGGCUUAAAAUAAAGCACAGGGCUAACAAUAUCAUUGUCAAAGCAACCCUCCCCUCCCUUUCCCCCGAUACAGCCUCUGUGAAUCAUUACAUCUUCAAAAGUACACGCUGAACCCAAAAGUUUGUGAAACGAUCACACGUGUCAGGAGGACGAAGGAGGACGCUCCUUUUUCGCGACGCCGCCAUUCACAACAAUAAGCUUCAGAAAUCCCUCAUGUGAAAAAUCACGCUAUGCAAAAUGAAACUUGUUACAGGUCGUGUGAUGGAUAAAAUAGUUUUGUGAGGUCAUUUUUCGAGCAUGAGCGACAGUUUGCAGCCUCAGAUUGAAGUGAGUUUGUUUUUUUAGUUGUUUUUUUUUUUACGUGUGACGAAGAAAAAAAUACGUUUGUGUGACGACGUGCCCUCACUUGUAUUUCUGUUGCUGUUGUCAUUGGUGUCUACUGGUGCUCCACGAUAUAUUUGAAUAUGAUAAAAAAAAAAAGGUAUAUAAUAACAAUUUACAAACACGUUUGUAGCUCGUGCAUUUAGUAAUUACAAAAAAAAACGAGAGUGCUUAUAAUCUGAGCCAAUGUUAUACAAGAAUAAAACACCUUUUCGUCCCAUCUGCUGGUUCUUACAAACCGCAGCGGCACAUGGCUUUUGUAUGUAAUGAUCUAUUUGAUUGAACAAUGUAACCGUCGUACUGUACAUUACUCUCUGGUUGGAAAAACGAAGCAUGCUACGUUGCUCCUGGUCUGUGAGGGGACACUCGCAGUCGUUAUGGUGCUGUCUGUCUUUCCCACACUGCUCUUUCUGUAGAGGUCAUAGUCUUGAUUGACAGCUCCAAGAGGCAUCUGGGUAUCUGUUCCCUUUUAUUUGGACACACAUGGUUCUGUAUUAGAACAAUAUCAAGCUGUCAUAUUUGAUGUGCACUCUUUUACGACUAGACUUGUUUAAGAGUCUCCGCUUUGGGCUCAGAGGCUCCGGUGGAAAUGGGCUUCGCUCUACAAGUCUCUGUAUCUUUCUUUGUGUCUGUAGUCAACAGUCAAGUAUAUACAGUAUAUAAAUAUAUAUCUAUUUUCUUUGUAUGCAUAUAUUCAUUACUAUUUUUGCACUGACCUAUGGACAGAUGGAUUUAUUUUUUUCCACAAAGGGUGCUAUUAUAACGGAGGCCUUCUCCCACACCUUUUUUGCAUGACUUGCUCAAAGAUUCCUCGACUGGUCUGUCAUCUCUCCUACUCUUCUCCUACUACUCCUCUGAACUGUUGCAAUUGAAGCACUGUAAUUUUGUAAUCCCUACUUGUGAGCUUUGAAAUAAAACAGGGAGGCUUCAAGUUUG